AUGAGUAAUUCUGCUAAUUAAGCAAAAGGUACAAUUUUCCAGGAGUGGAAAAAUCUUUAGGAUUAAGACUCAAUCAAGAUCCACGAAAACAAGAGAGAACUUGAGAAGAUUGAGUACAAGGGUCAACAAAAGAUUAGAAAAGCUGUUGAAGUGAGAUCAUUCCUGAUUAAGCGCAGAGUUACCAGUGGGUUUAUUGACAGACAAAAGAUCAAGCCAUUUGGUAUAGGAAACUCUGAAGAUGAAGUUAGAUAGAAUGUCAACCUCACCUCUAUUCAAAGAGAAAACGUAUGGCAUCCUUACUAUGAAAUCAAAGUUGAAGAAGAAGACUUCAAGGAAAAGAUUCAAGCCAAGCAAAAGGAAAAGAAAGAACAGGAGGGAAACCUAGAGAUAAAGGAACUAGAAAAGAAAAUUUAGGCUUUAGAGGAGAAAGAGAGACAAGAACAGUAGGAUCAGUUUGAGUUGAGCCAAGGCGGCCCUAAGAAGAAGCUUUUCGACUUCGCAGCUAUUUAGCGAUAAAAGAAGCAAGACGAAAUUCAGGAGAUGUCAAUUCCUCAGGAGGACCCAUACACAGUCAAGCUGAAGAAUUUGUCAAGUGAUAUCACUGAAGAAGAUAUUGAAAGGGUUAUGGCUAGGUUCGGUAAUGUUAUUAAGACCAAGAUACCCAAGGAGGAACUCAAGAAUGGAAGAUUCAGAUCAUACGGAUUCGCUUAUGUCUCUUUUGAUACUAUUGAGUCUGCUCAACUGGCUCUAGCAGAAAAAGAAGUAAAUGUUGAAUACGCCACUCUAGAUAUUGAAGUAGCUUUGAAAAAAGUGAUGCAGCCAAGAGACUAAGUUAAACUGCCUUCAGAAUUUGAUCAGCUGAAGAGAAACAAAGUAUGA
Stylonychia lemnae is the source of this 879-nucleotide messenger RNA. The record is from the annotation of a GenBank genome assembly. Lineage: Eukaryota; Ciliophora; Spirotrichea; Sporadotrichida; Oxytrichidae.